Messenger RNA from Arachis ipaensis, 708 nucleotides. NCBI's taxonomy places the organism in Eukaryota, Viridiplantae, Streptophyta, Magnoliopsida, Fabales, Fabaceae. The record is from RefSeq and is a predicted model, not a curated record.
AUGACCGGAAGGAGACUAAGGGAAGCAAUCAACGGGAUGUUCAUGCAGCUUGAGAAGUUGAUAAAAUGUGAUACAUCGCAAGCAGCUUGUCCUGGAGGUAUUUGCCCUGUUACCGUCGAAGUGAUGAACCAUGUUAACGCUGUUGGAGAGUUUGGGUCUUCUUGGCUUUCUGCGGAGGUAACUAGAAUAAUUGCAAUGUUGGAAAGCCAUCUGGAAGCUAAGUCCAAACAUUACAGCAACCCUGCUUUGGGCUCUGUUUUCUUGAUAAAUAAUGGGAGGUACAUUGAAAAGAAGGCAAAACAGUACCAAUUGGAUAAGAUUUUGGGCAAUCAUUGGAUCCGACAAAGGACUGCUAAAGUCCGAGAAAACUGUGAACACUACAGAAGAAGCUCGUGGGAAGAGGUUUUAGGGUUUUUGAAACUUGGCAUGCCUAACGUUGAAGAAGCAGAGUCAAUGAAAAAGAAGCUCAAUCUGUUCAACUUGCGGUUUAAGGAGAUAUGGAUGGAUCAGAGUGCAUGGUUUAUCCAUGAUGAAGAGCUAAAGGAAGAGAUAAUAAUACCGCUGGGAAAGAUCAUGUCUCAUACCUAUGGAUUGUUCAUUUGGGGUUUCAAGAGCAUGCUUGGUAGGGAUGCUGACGAGUGUAUCAAGUAUUCAGUUUUAGACAUUGAAGACCUUCUGAAGAAUUUGUUUAGCUGGAGAGAUGAAUAA